AUGUCAUCUGGGGACCGUCGCAUCAAAUUUGCGCUUUUCGGCCUGGGACGCCUGGGAGUCCUUCGAGCCCGCAUCCUCGCCUUCCAGCAGCCUCGGAUCGAACUCGUCGCCGUCUGCGAUACAAAGCCAGGCACUGACAAAUGGGCUGCAGAGAAUCUGCCCCUGUCUGUCAAGUAUUUUUCAGAGCCUCAAGAAUGCUUGAAGAACAGCGGCGCUGAGGCCGUCCUCAUUUGCACCGCGACAGCUACACACGCGCCCUUGAUCCUGCAGGCCCUUGAUCUAGGCUUGCACGUCAUGUGCGAGAAGCCCGUCUCCGUGGACAUCGCUACUACCAAGGCAGUGGUCGAGAAGUCUGCUUCUAGGCCUGACCUCAAGUUCCUUGUUCCGUUCACUCGCAGAUAUGACAAGUCCUACCGCCAGGCUAAGGCCCUGAUCGAUAAUGGAGACCUGGGUGAAAUCCACGCUGUUGAGACGACUGGUAUCGAUCAAGCAGACCCCAAUGCCUUUUUCGUGUCUUUUUCUGAGCAGUCUGGCGGCAUCUUCCUUGAUUUUGGCAUUCACACCGUCAGUCCCAGUCGACGCCGGUCGAUACCUAUUAGAUGUAAGUCAGGCCUCUCCAAUCCCAAGAAGCAAGUCAACAGAGUCAUCGCCUUCGGCCAGCUGGCUGUCUAUGGGGACUUAGCCAAGUAUGGCGACGCCGACAACGCAUGGGGCCUGGUGGAAUUUGCCAAUGGCAAGAUUUUCAAGACUUACCUCGGUCGCACGCUCACCAGCGGUUUCGAGGACACGACUCGGUUGUGUGGCACCAAGGGACAUUCGAUCAUCAGCGCUAACUCGAAUGUUGAGAUUCGCGACCAUUUCGGCAUUCGCACACAAUCUGUGCCUGAUGCGUUCACUCUCUUCGAUGCGACGUUCCUGGCUGACCUUGCUGAGUUCGCCGAUGCGGUGCUUGAUAACAAGCCCUUGACUUGUCAACCAGAGGAUGCUUUCGAGGCGGGCAAGAUCUGCGCUGCUCUACAGUACUCAUUCCGCAAGGGUGUGCCCGUAUACUUCGACGACAAUGGUCUACCUAUCAUGGAGUAA
This is a messenger RNA of Talaromyces proteolyticus, 1083 nucleotides long. Its product is annotated as NAD-binding Rossmann fold oxidoreductase family protein. Gene Ontology annotation, cellular component: cytoplasm. The record is from RefSeq and is a predicted model, not a curated record. The transcript is spliced from 4 exons. Bases 1 to 1083 code for a protein of 360 amino acids. Gene Ontology annotation, molecular function: oxidoreductase activity; nucleotide binding. NCBI's taxonomy places the organism in Eukaryota, Fungi, Ascomycota, Eurotiomycetes, Eurotiales, Trichocomaceae. Gene Ontology annotation, biological process: NADPH regeneration.